AGACGCCUGACACCUCCCUCGUGCUCAGUCUAGCCUGCACUUGUGGCGGUCUGAGAGCCUUCGGCCAAUCAGCAAGGUGCCUCGCCGUUCCCUGGCUGAGUUAUAGGAGGAGUCGGAGGUGAGAGCACCGCCCAUUGGCCAAUCGCUGAGCUUACUGCCAGAGACGGGUGGUGCCUCUGGAGAUCAAAGGCGGGGCUGUCUCCUUGGCAACAAUCCUAACCCUAAACGGUGGGGAGGUGCUGUUCAGAGGAGCGAGCUGGGCGGGGACCAGGGUAAUGGGACUGAGCGCGCCCUUACUGGGAACUGUAGGUCAACAAGGGGGGCUUCGGCUCGAGAGCCUCUAUGAAGCCAAAAGGGAGUCCGUCUAGGUUCCGGAGGCGCGACUGGGGCUGACCUAGAAGGAAGAGGAGUUAGACACCGCCCCACUGGCGCCGGGAAGCGUCGCUCCUUCUCGCUGACCUUGGUCUCGCUUGUCGCCUCGCCCUUUCUACAUGCACUGAGAGGCACGGGGCCUGGGAGAUCUACAGCCAGGUCCCUGGAGAGAGGGAGACCCAGGACGUGGGCACACAAACUGCCCCAGACCCUCCCGCCGUUUCCAGGGCGCUGGGUCUUCCCUCUCUCCAACGCCGGGGCCAUCCAGCCCAGGGUUAAUGCCAACGAGUUUCCACCUCCAUCUACUCCUAGAGAGGCCGCGGCGCUAGCCAGUGGGGGGAACUGGCCGCGGACGGACACUUCCUGUGCUGGGGGGAGGGGGUCGGAGAGCCGCAGCCUAGUCGGGGGGCUGGGGCCACACGGCUGGGUCUCAGGCGUGGAGCGGUGGCCAGGGGUUGCGGACGAGUAGUGAAGCUCCUUAUCCCCGCGGUCCCAACGCGUGGGGUCCGUGAGGGCCGUAGGACAAGUCGAGACCUUGGGAGGGGGCGGGGUUGCGGGGAGGGGAGGGGCCCGGCGGGUCGGAGAGGCCCAGGGUCAAGACGUCCGGCCUCGGAGCCCCGGGCUGGGCAGCCGGAUCCCCUGGGCGGCGCUGAGCGGGCGAGAGGCGGGGGCCCGGGGCUCAGGGCAUUCAGGUCGGGUCGCAGGAUCGUCCGCUGUCGCCACCGCCGCUGCGUUGGGAGCUGGAGGGGAUGGAGCGGGAAGCGUCGCCGUGGGGCCUCGAGCCCCGCGAUGUGCCCAGUCCUGAUGAAAUAGGGAGCCCUGAAGAGUCCCUCAAAGGCAACACGAAUGAGAAUGAGGAAGAGGAAAUUUCUCAGCAAGAAGCCAAUGGGGACUAUGAAGUUGAAGAGAUACCUUUUGGGCUUGACCCUCAAAGCCCUGGGUUUGAACCACAAAGCCCAGAAUUUGAAUCCCAAAGCCCCAGGUUUGAGCCUGAAAGUCCAGGGUUUGAGUCCCGAAGCCCUGGAUUUGUGCCCCCAAGCCCUGAAUUUGCACCCCGAAGCCCUGAGUCAGAUCCUCAGAGCCCUGACUUUGAACCCCAAAGCCCUAGGUAUGAACCCCAAAGCCCUGGCUAUGACCCCAAGAGCCCUGGGUAUGAACCCAAAAGCCCUGGGUAUGAACCCAAGAGCCCUGGGUAUAUAUCCCAGAACACUGAAUUUGAGUCUCAAAGUUCCAGGUAUGAAUCCCCAAACCCUGGAAUUGAACCCCAGAAUCCCGAGUUCAAAACUCAAAGCCCUGAAUUUGAAGCUCAAAGUUCCAAAUUCCAAGAAGGUGCAGAGAUGCUUCUGAACACUGAGGAAAAGAAUCCCUUAAGUGUUCCCCUAGGAGUUCACCCCCUGGACUCCUUCACUCAGGAAUUUGGGGAGCAGCCAACAGGUGCCCUGCCCCUAGGGCCACCUUUUGAGAUGCCUACAGGAGCCCUGUUGUCGUCACCUCAGUUUGAGAUGCUCCAGAAUCCCCUGGGUUUGACAGGGGCCCUUCGGGGUCCGGGCCGAAGAGGUGGCCGGGCUAGGGGUGGGCAGGGUCCCCGGCCUAAUAUCUGUGGUAUCUGUGGGAAGAGCUUUGGGCGGGGCUCCACCCUCAUCCAGCACCAGCGCAUCCACACGGGUGAGAAGCCCUAUAAAUGUGAGGUCUGUAGCAAGGCCUUUUCCCAGAGCUCUGACCUCAUCAAACACCAGCGUACCCAUACCGGCGAGCGGCCCUACAAGUGUCCCCGAUGUGGCAAGGCCUUUGCUGACAGCUCUUACCUACUUCGCCACCAGCGCACCCACUCUGGCCAGAAGCCCUACAAGUGCCCCCACUGUGGCAAGGCCUUUGGCGACAGCUCCUACCUCCUGCGGCACCAACGCACCCACAGCCACGAGCGGCCCUACAGUUGCCCUGAGUGCGGCAAGUGCUAUAGCCAGAACUCAUCGCUGCGCAGCCACCAGAGGGUGCACACCGGGCAAAGGCCCUUCAGCUGUGGCAUCUGUGGCAAGAGCUUCUCCCAGCGGUCAGCACUUAUCCCCCAUGCCCGCAGCCAUGCCCGGGAGAAGCCCUUCAAGUGCCCGGAGUGCGGCAAGCGCUUUGGCCAGAGCUCUGUGCUGGCCAUCCAUGCUCGCACCCACCUACCAGGCCGCACCUACAGUUGCCCCGACUGUGGCAAGACCUUCAAUCGCUCCUCUACGCUGAUUCAGCACCAGCGCUCACACACAGGCGAACGGCCCUACAGGUGUGCUGUGUGUGGCAAGGGCUUCUGCCGCUCCUCCACGCUGCUGCAGCACCACCGUGUCCACAGCGGGGAGCGGCCCUACAAGUGUGAUGACUGUGGGAAGGCCUUCUCCCAGAGCUCUGACCUCAUCCGCCAUCAGCGGACCCACGCAGCUGGCCGCCGCUGACUCAGCCCAGCACGGGUGGGGAGGUAGUGGCUAGAGGAGAAGGGAACAGGAAGCUAGAUAAACUUUUAGAGAGGAUAGUGGGGAGCCAAUGAGGAAUGGAGUUGAACAUUCUAGAAGAGGAGCCAGAGUGCAGGAAGUUACAUACCCUGGAGACUUUUGGGAAAUGGGCUAUGAAGAGGUGUUGGAGGGCGGCCAAACGGGCAGCAGGAGGCUGUGGGAGAGAUCCAGAAAGAGGUCAGCAGGGAGCUGGCUGGCAGCAGCAUGCUCCUUGGUUGGUGCCUAGCUUAGCAAAGUGCUAGAUGGGGAGGGGGGUGGGAGAGGGAGGGUCAGUUAGAGUGGGGUAGCUUAGAUUGGUAGAUUCUGAGACCCUUGUUGAGUCAGGAAGGAGGGAAGGGGUAGGUAGAGUGGGAAGAGGAGCCCUGGGGUAGGGUCUGCACCUCUGAAUGCAAACCCCAAGCCUGCCUUGUCUUCCUCAGGCUUUGGAGCCCCUGAAUUUGAGUUCAAUAAAAGCCUUUAUGUGAUAAAAAA
Messenger RNA from Cavia porcellus (domestic guinea pig), 3335 nucleotides. It is a transcript of the gene Znf768, whose product is annotated as zinc finger protein 768. NCBI's taxonomy places the organism in Eukaryota, Metazoa, Chordata, Mammalia, Rodentia, Caviidae. The record is from RefSeq and is a predicted model, not a curated record. Gene Ontology annotation, cellular component: nucleus. The transcript is spliced from 2 exons. Gene Ontology annotation, biological process: transcription by RNA polymerase II; regulation of transcription by RNA polymerase II. Gene Ontology annotation, molecular function: RNA polymerase II cis-regulatory region sequence-specific DNA binding; DNA-binding transcription factor activity, RNA polymerase II-specific. The coding region runs from base 1122 to 2807 and encodes 561 amino acids.